UUUCUGUUCCCUCCGGCCCCUCGGGGUAGGAGAGUUUCGUUUCCCCGCGGCCUGGCCUGACUGGAGCGGAGGGCGGAGCACACACACCACUUAAAGCCGGAGAGUGGUGAGGGUGCCGCACUCGCGGCAGUGAGGAGACGGGAGGCGUAGAAGAACAGCUCCGCAUUUCUGUCCAACUCAUCAAGUAAAAGGAAGGUAUACUGCGGCUGAACAGAUACAGGAAGAAGAUGGUUCGUUCUGAAGAGGAAAUUGCAAAACCUGAUUCAGCCUCUGCAUCAGAUCAUCAGUCACCAAAUAGAAAUGAUGAUAUGCUAGUGGAAACUCUGAAAAAAGGGCCCGAGUACAGCCUGACCAGCCAGUAUGAGGAGAAGGUGCGUCCCUGCCUCGACCUCAUCGACUCGCUGCGGGCCCUGGGCGUGGAGCAGGACCUGGCCCUGCCUGCCAUCGCGGUCAUCGGGGACCAGAGCUCGGGCAAGAGCUCCGUGCUGGAGGCGCUGUCGGGCGUCGCCCUUCCCAGGGGCAGCGGUAUUGUUACAAGAUGUCCUCUGGUGCUGAAACUGAGAAAACUUGGGAAUGAAGAAGAGUGGAAGGGCAAAGUCAGUUACAAGGAUGUGGAGCUUGAGAUUCCAACUGCUUCAGAAGUAGAAAAGGAAAUCAGGAAAGCCCAGAAUGCCAUUGCUGGGGAAGGAAUGGGAAUCAGUCAUGAGCUAAUUAGUCUGGAGAUCAGCUCCCCUCAUGUCCCAGAUCUGACCCUGAUCGACCUUCCUGGUAUCACCAGGGUGCCUGUGGGCAAUCAGCCAGCUGACAUCGGACGUCAGAUCACAACACUCAUCAAGAAAUACAUCUUUAGGCAGGAGACAAUCAACUUGGUGGUGGUGCCCAGUAACGUGGACAUUGCCACCACAGAGGCACUGAGCAUGGCCCAGGAGGUGGACCCUGAAGGAGACAGGACCAUAGGAAUCCUGACGAAGCCCGACCUGGUGGACAAAGGCACUGAAGACAAGGUGGUGGACGUGGUGCGAAACCUGGUCUGCAACCUGAAAAAGGGUUACAUGAUUGUCAAGUGCCGGGGCCAGCAGGACAUCCAGAACCAGAUGAGUCUCACCGAGGCUCUGGACAGAGAGAAGAUCUUCUUCGAGGACCAUCCACAUUUCAGGGUUCUCCUGGAGGAGGAAAAGGCCACGAUCCCCUGCCUGGCAAACAGACUGACCACCGAGCUCAUCGCGCACAUCUGCAAAUCUCUGCCCCGGUUAGAAGCUCAAAUAAAGGAGGCUCAACAGCAAAUAACAGAAGAGUUACGUAACUGUGGCACAGACAUACCAGAAGGCGAAAGCGAGAAACUGUUCUUUCUGAUAGAUAAAAUUAAUGGAUUUAAUCAGGACAUCCGUGCUUUAAUAGAAGGGGAAGAACCUGUGAAGGAGAACGAAACUCGGCUGUUUACCAAAAUCCGACAAGAGUUCUACAAAUGGAGUACUGUGAUUGAAAAUAAUUUUCAGAAAGGUCACGAAGCUAUAUGUAGGCAGAUCUGGAAAUUUGAAAAUCAGUAUCGUGGCAGAGAGCUGCCAGGAUUUGUGAACUAUAAGACAUUUGAGAACAUCAUAAAAGAGCAAAUCAAAAUGUUGGAGGAGCCCGCUCUGGAUAUGCUGGUCACAGUAACUGAUAUAGUCCGGCUUGCCUUCACCGAUGUUUCCCAGAAAAAUUACCAGGAAUUUCUCAACCUUCACAGAACCUCCAAGUCAAAAAUUGAAGACAUUAAACUGGAACAAGAAAAAGAAGCUGAGAAGCUCAUCCGGCUUCACUUCCAAAUGGAGCAGAUUGUCUACUGCCAAGACAAAGUGUAUCGGAGUUCAUUACAGAAGAUCAGAGAGAAGGAAGCAGAAGAAGAUAAGAAGAAGAAUAAGCCAAGUGGGCCAUUCCUUCAGCAAAAUUCUCUGAAUGACACCAUAGCUGAAAUCUUUCAACAUCUGAUGGCCUACCGCGAGGAGGCCACCAACCGCCUGUCCAGCCACAUUCCUCUGAUUGUCCAGUUCUUCAUUCUCCGGUCGUACGGCCAGCAGCUACAGAAGGCCAUGCUCCAGCUGCUGCAGGACAAGGACCAGUACAGCUGGCUCCUGAAGGAACGCAGUGACACCAGCGACAAGAGGAAGUUCCUGAAGGAGCGGCACGCGCGGCUGACGCAAGCUCGGCACCGGCUAGCCAAAUUCCCCGGUUAAGUCGGGCUCUGUCUGGCCCGUGCCUGCAUGGCACGUGCAGGGAGUGAGGGCCCGGCACCUCCCCCACAACUGUGCAUGCGUUAGUUCCCCAUUUCACAGAGGGGUUGGCGGUCGCCAUGCUGGUCUCUUAUGGGCGAUGGACCCUGUGUGAAGCUGUGGUGAGCACUUGGGUUUCAAGCAUUGAGACUCCAGGCCCAUCCUUGUGAAGGAUGUGGGUUAGGUGGGAUGGAUGAUGCCAUCUUCCCGGUUAGGAAAAACGACGACCCCCUCACAUAGUUACUGCUCCCCAAACUCCCUCCUGCCUUUAUCGUAGACCCACGCUCAUGAGCGUUGUAGGGAGCUGUUUCCUGGUUUUUCUCGACAACCUUUCACGCACCCAAUGUUGUAGGAUCAUUAGUGGCCAUGCCGUAGAAAUCACACCUCACUGAUUUGUAAUAAACUCUUUGGUAACAGA
Molecule: messenger RNA, 2667 nt
Organism: Rhinolophus ferrumequinum (greater horseshoe bat)
Lineage: Eukaryota; Metazoa; Chordata; Mammalia; Chiroptera; Rhinolophidae
Gene: MX1
Product: MX dynamin like GTPase 1
Exons: 15
Coding region: 228-2213 (661 amino acids)
Biological process (GO): defense response to virus
Cellular component (GO): nucleus; membrane; cytoplasm
Molecular function (GO): GTP binding; microtubule binding; GTPase activity
Source: RefSeq, a predicted model, not a curated record